This is a messenger RNA of Penicillium cosmopolitanum, 672 nucleotides long. RefSeq lists its product as uncharacterized. The coding region runs from base 1 to 672 and encodes 223 amino acids. Lineage: Eukaryota; Fungi; Ascomycota; Eurotiomycetes; Eurotiales; Aspergillaceae. The record is from RefSeq and is a predicted model, not a curated record. The transcript has a single exon.
AUGGAUACGCAACUUCCACUGGUAGAGGCGGCAGUGAAAGCUGGAGUGCGCAGACUUAUUCCAUCUGAGUUCAGUGCGAACAUUGGCAAUCCGAAAGCCGCUGCCUUACCAGUAUAUCACUCCAAGGUCAAAUUGUGCGACGUCCUUCGACAAACAACAGAAGGAAAUCCAAAUUUCACAUUCAGUUUGAUCCGCAAUGGACUCUUUUUGGGUUGGAAUCUUGCCACUGGUUUCUUUCUGAACCUGAAGGGAGGGGAAACACCUCUGUAUGACGGUGGAGACAGGCCUUUCGGCACAACUACCUUAUCCACGAUCGGAAAGGCCGUGGCCGAGGUUUUAUGUCACUUGGAGGAUACCAAAAAUCGGGCUGUUUUUGUCCAAGGUCUCGUGACAACCCAGAAAGAGAUUCUGAAAAUCGCUCAAGGGGUCAACCCAGAACGAACUUGGAUCCCCAAAAGUGUGAGUACGGCUGAAAUGGAGGCCAGCGCGCAUGGGAAUUAUGCGAAUGGAUUGUUUGAUCUUGUAUCCUCUUUGGGAUUUUUUCGCCGGCCGGUCUUCGCAGAAGGGUAUGGAGGGGAAUUCCAAGAGGUUGAUAAUGAGCUUCUUGGAAUACGGCAGAAGACGAACAAUAAUUUAGAGGCAUUGAUAAGAGGGGCUCCCGAAAGUGACUAG